AUGGACCAGCUCCAGAAGCUACACCGCCCAGCAUCUCAGGAAAGUGUGCGGCAGGUUUUGGCCCCACAUCAGCUGGACCGUACUGCUUUCCACCAGAUCUUGCAGCUCCUAAAGAGUCGCCACCGAGCCGAUCUAGUAGGUCCUCUUCUUGCAGAGAUUGUCAGAGAAGGUGACACGAAACUUGGUCUACCAGAAUACACGGCCGGGAUUAGCGCCUGUGCAAAGGCGAGGAAGUGGCAGCUGGCUGUGCAUCUGUUCGAUAGCAUGCACGAAGCCAAGCUGGAGGCUAAUGUCAUCAGCUACAGUGCCACCAUUAGUAGUUGUGAGAAAGCCGGACAGUGGCAGAUGGCCGUGCAUCUGUUCGACAGCAUGCCAAGAGCUAACGUGGAGGCAAACAUCAUCAGCUACAAUGCAACGAUCAGUGCUUGUGAGAAGGCUGGUCAGUGGCAACUGGCAGUACACCUGUUCGACAACAUUCGCAAAGCGAAGCUGCAUGCUGACCUCAUUAGCUACAGUGCCGUCAUCAGCAGCUGUGAGAAGGUCGGGCAGUGGCAGCUGGCGGUGAGUCUAUUUGCAGCAAUGCUCAAAUCCCAAUUAGAUGCUGAUGUCAUCAUUUACAGUGCUACCAUCAGCAGCUGUGCGAAGGCUGGGAAUUGGCAGCUGGCCAUGCAUCUCUUCGAAAGCAUGCGCAAGAACAAGGUGGGCACGAAUGUCAUCAGCUACAGUGCUGCCAUCAGCAGUUGUGAGAAGGGCGGGCAAUGGCAGCUGGCUCUGCAUUUAUUCGCCAGCAUGUGCAGGGACAAACUGCUUGCUGACGUGACCAGCUAUAAUGCUAUCAUUAGUGCUUGCGAGAAGGGUUGGCAGUGGGAGCUGGCAAUAGACCUCUUCGACAGCAUGCACAGAGCCAAGCUCCAAGCUGACGUCAUCAGCUACAACGCCACCAUCAGCGCUUGCGAGAAGGGUGGGCGGUGGCAGCUAGCUAUGUAUCUCUUUGACAAUAUGCACAAGGCCAAGCUGCAUCCUGACAUCAUCAGUUUCAGCGCAACCAUCAGCAGCUGCGAGAAAGGUGGACAAUGGCCGCUGGCAUUGCACAUUUUUGCUGUGAUGCUCGCUGCCCAACUAGAUGCCGAUGUCAUCAGCUACACUGCCGCCAUCAGCAGUUGCGAGAAGGCCGGGCAGUGGCAGAUGGCCGUGCAUCUGUUCGACAGCAUGCAGAAAGGCAAAGUGCAUGCAAACAUCAUCACCUACAGUUCCACAGUCAGGGCGUGCGAGAAGGGUGGGCAUUGGCCUCUGGCUGUUCAUGUCCGGCAACAGGCGAGAACUCAAGGUGCAUAUUGA
Symbiodinium sp. CCMP2592 is the source of this 1338-nucleotide messenger RNA. NCBI's taxonomy places the organism in Eukaryota, Dinophyceae, Suessiales, Symbiodiniaceae. The record is from the annotation of a GenBank genome assembly.